AUGGCGUCGACGGUAACGCCGACGCAAUGCUCUGAAGCCAGCUCUCCUGUCCGUUUCGACUCGCCACCUCCCCCGGUUGCCACGCCCAGCUUGCGACCUGCUCCGCUUCGCAUCCCAGAGCGCAAGCCUAGGAUGUCGAUCGGCGAUGAUGAAGAUGCGGUUGCUGCAGUGGACGGCCCUGGUCAAGGCCGGGAUGCGUCGAGGUCUCGCAAUCCAUCCGAUGGCACUACUAGACGAAGGCACUUCACUCCGCCCAAGCCACGAUUCGCAGUGACGGACGUGUCUUCACAGCGUCGCCCCACGGCCUUGAAACUUGGCAAACUGGUGUCCAAGUUUGAGAUUCUUGAUGCGGUGAACAAUGCCAACGCCGACUCGUCUCGAAUUCCGCGCCCUUCCCAGAGCCACGUCUUUGUUCGGACUGGCUUCCACCGACCCCCUGAUGUCUCUCAAAGAGCGAAGCAACAAUCCACGUCAUCGGGGGAGAAGUCGAGCACUGCUGACGACUCUUUGAACUUGACACCCCGGCAGAUGCCAGCACCCAGGGUGCCCGAGCGACGGUCGAUGCUCCCGGUUGGCACCUGCCUGAGGACUGCCACGACAGAUGAUUCCUCAGGAUCAAACGCCGAAACGCGAUCGAAUGCCUGGACUGCGAGUAGCGAUGUGUCUCCUAGGACCCAAACACCACGAGGUCGAAACGCCAAAAUGGACAAUGGUCGUGACACUUUCCUGGUGGGAAGCAAUGCAUCUCCUGUGAGCAAACAGCUUGGUUAG
Molecule: messenger RNA, 771 nt
Organism: Pseudomassariella vexata
Lineage: Eukaryota; Fungi; Ascomycota; Sordariomycetes; Amphisphaeriales; Pseudomassariaceae
Exons: 1
Coding region: 1-771 (256 amino acids)
Source: RefSeq, a predicted model, not a curated record